AUGUCUGGGAUAACUGCGCUGAAGAUAAAACACAACCCGUUUGCUAAAGCGUUCCUUGAUGCGAAGGAAAGGAGUCAUCCUAAGAAUCAUCUAGAACCUCCAGUUGAGAACCAGCACAUGGGCAUCCCGCACUGCGGAUGGUUCAUAUCAAACCCAGACUCUUUGUGUUCUGCUAGUGGUGGAAACUUUCCAUAUCCAGGAGGUUUACCGCUCACUCAUCAUCACCAUGGGUAUAAACACUACCCAAGUCUACAUGGGCAUCGGGCAGCCCCGUACCCAUCGCCCUACCUGCCCCGCCAUCAUCACCGUGGCCAUAACACAGUUUCUUUAUCAGACAAUUUGAGUCCAGGCAUGCAGAUGUUCUCCGGUCACGAGAGCUGGACAGGUGUGUCUCCUCCAGGUCCUGCUGCCAUGCUGUCCAUGCAACCUGCUCCAAACUCACCUGGAGCCAGCAGUCAAUAUCCCUGCCUGUGGACUGUGAGCAGCUGCACCGUCUCCUCCAGUCCUCCAGGAGGCGUUGUGAGCCUUACACACGGCCAGGAUGAGCCUGCGGACGGUGCAUCUACUUCUGCUUCACCGUGCUCUUUACUGCAGGCCCACGGACCAACCGGCUCAGAUGGUGCCGUAGAUCCAGCCAAUCACAGUAGGGUAGGCGGGAUGAGCUGGGCUUCUGUCACCACCCACUCGUUCUAAGCAAAAUCAUUUAAUCUGAAAUAAUUAAAAGCGUACAUGAAAUAUGAUCAGCGGGUUAUGAAAUCCAUGAGUAUGAAU
Molecule: messenger RNA, 771 nt
Organism: Danio rerio (zebrafish)
Lineage: Eukaryota; Metazoa; Chordata; Actinopteri; Cypriniformes; Danionidae
Source: RefSeq, a predicted model, not a curated record